This is a messenger RNA of Spirometra erinaceieuropaei, 6620 nucleotides long. Lineage: Eukaryota; Metazoa; Platyhelminthes; Cestoda; Diphyllobothriidea; Diphyllobothriidae. The record is from the annotation of a GenBank genome assembly.
AUGUACCCUGUUGACGUUCACCACUAUCACGAGGAUGCAGAGGUGAGUUACACAUGAAUUGAUUUCCAGUGAGGAAAACUCGUGUUGCGUCAACCCUUGGUUCGCCACACACAUCGUGUUCCAAGGGUGUGUCGAGAUUACUGGAAAGUGAACGUGGGCACAGGAGUUGGUCUGAAAAGCCGUGGUUCAUGCAUGCCACGCGCUUAUAUAGCCUACGUCUAGGCCUUGCGACGCACCACAGUCGGUCUUGCGUUUCCGACCUCCAGUAGUCGUCUGCAGCCACACCUAUCUCUAUAUUUGGUUGGUGCCUUAGAGGAAUCAAGUUCUUUAAAAGAUUAUUGACAGUUUUUGCAUUUCGCAGACUCCCACACGCUUGAAGUAUACUUUUGCUGCUUCUAUUUGAAUACGUUUACCCUUACCCACUCCUUUACCUACUUUCGUACAUCCUCACAGUUUUGGAUAGGAAGAAGUAUCGACUUGCGUCAGUGAAACCCUAAACGCUGCGCACAAACUCUCGCGCAGGGAUCUCGCGAAGAGACUAAACGCCUGUCCGAAAAACGCCCUCCUUCUUUCCUGGCUCUCAAGUAACAGUAUCUGCACAGGCCAGUCCGUGGAAUUGAAUUGUGCGUGGCCAGCUUGGCAGGAGAUAAGCACUAACUACCUGCGCAUGUAUUCUCUGUCUGACUUCCAGACCGAUGCCCAAUUGGUGGAUUGGGUGAGGAAUAUAUCGGAUCAGGAUUCCGGCGGCAAUUGGUCAUCUGGAGUUCUGCAUUUCGUAAGUCCUUUUCAACUGUUCAUCUACUGAGUUCAGGCUUUUUUUCCUCCGUGCAAAGUCGUUGCGCCUGUGCUGUUAAUAUAACAUUACCUUACCCUAAAGUGUACUUAACUUUUGUUUGCGGUGUCGCUUCGGAAACAAAAUCACGGACAGCACUUGGAGCACAUGUUGAAGUAAACUUUCCAUGUGUACUGUAGGGUGACAAUAUCGUACCUCAUAAUUUAGGGAAUCGCCUUACGCAGUCUUUUACAUGGAACAGAAACUGUCCGGACAUUUUCUAAUAUUAGCAAUGUUUUUAUGGAGAUAUUGCCACUGCGAUUAGAAUCAGUUGCAUACAAGGUGUCCCAACGUCUGGGAGCUAGGAGUGCGCUUGGGCAAUGCUCACAGUCGAGUCCGCGGCAAGACGAGGAAACGCGAUCCUGCUGGGAAAUGGUGAAGCUCAGGCGCGUGCAAUAUAAGAAAUGCGGUAAAAGGGGCUUUACGGUUGGGGCUGCGGGAAAGCAACUAAGAAUAUGGGGAAAAUAAGGAAAAACUCCGUAAAUACGCUUGUUUAUGGUGGACAGUAAAAUCUCAGCGUAAACAGCGCGCAAUGCAAAAAAUAACUGCAGGCAACCACUGGAACUAAUUCUACGUAGGAUAAGGGUAUUUAGACCGCUAAGACAAUCGAAACUGAACCGCCCAAUGGUAUCACCGACAAAGACAAGGGGGAGAUUGGAAUGGCCAUUUCUGGCUUAUUGGCCAUCGCCAACCAGCCAUACCCAACCCCGAAGUGUGAAACACAUGGUGCUCGAUUUCUCGACCUGUUAGUUCCGUAGAAACUGUCGGUGAGUGUCCCCCUACCACUGUAUAUUUCCGAUCACAACUGGCAAGAAAACUAGCCCGUGGCUCAGUAGUUAGAGGCGUUCCACUUGUAACUAAAAGGUCGCCGGAUGGAGCCCCAGGUGUUCCACACUUCGGUGUUUCGUAUGACUGGCUGGCGACGGUCAAUAAGCCAGAAAUGGCCAUUUCAGUCCCCCUUGUUUUUGUUGGUAAUACCAUUCUGCCUAUAUCGUGCUCCGAUGUGCUGCUGCUGCUGGUUGGGAUCGAAAGAGAGCCCGUAAGGUACAACUGGGCGUGUGUGUUACGUAGAAACGAUCGGUGAGCGCUCCCUACUAUUGAACCACCAAAGAAUGUGGCAAAUCAGACGUAAACCGCAGAUUGAAGUUGAAGGAAGUGGAUGCCGAACGACUUCCGAAACCCCAAACCUAUCCCUAACCCCAAAGCCCGAACGUUAUUCCUAUCCGUAAAAACCGAACCCUUGCCCAAUUGUGAAUACUAAUCGCAGCAGUCCGUGAAGCACCUCAAACUGAAAGUAUCAGCAAGUAGUACAACACCUGCUGAGGUCGCCAAUAAUUUGAAAUUGGUAAUUUGUUAACCAAGCGGGACCGCGUUUCCGAGCCCAACCGAGUCCUCCCGUGCUGCGCCAACGGUUGAAUUGCAGAUCUUACACUACGUGUUUUACGAUUGAAUAACAUUCAUUGUCUUUAACCAGCGCAGCGUGACGUUGAUUCCACUGUUUAUUUUUUCUUAACACACACUGACAACGUUUAGACCACCAGCUAGUAAAAAUUUCCCUGCCGCCUCGUCAACUCGGAUUAUUGUGCCGUCACCGGCCCAUACACCAUUUUGGCUUUAUCUAUCGCCUGUAUGCUAUUGUUUGUCGCCGUUUCGUGGUGCGGAGUCAGGUUAAAAGCUGCUGGCCUUAUCGACCCACUUCGAAAUGCUGCGGGCCCCCGACUGACCUGGUUACUGGACGGGCAUUUGCCUUGGCGCCUAAAGCGCAAGCGUGCUCUCGUGAAGACCUGGUUUUUGCACUGCGUCGUGUCCUGGGUCAGAAACUUCCGUGAUGCACGGUAUAUCCGCACGCCUGCUAUUGUCUGACUGGCGUCAGCGGAUGUGUUUCCGGUGGCGUUGAUCAUGAGUCAUACCAUGGCGUGGCCCGUCACUUGGUUGGUUUGUUGCGGGACUGAAUUUGCACUUGCUCAUGCUGAGGCGUGUUACUCUGGUUUGAAGAGCCAAUGGGUGCGUGCCGUUUAAUACUUACUGACCGGAGUGCCCAGUUGCGUUUGUUUGUGCUGGAAACCGCAUGUGCAACGCCCAGAGACCCGUUCAUCAACCCCCGGACGUUACUUCAUGCGGUGAUGAAACAGGAGUUCGGGAAACUAGUAAGUACUUACGUUAGAGGUGUAUUACCCAUUUCGUUGUGCAAUUCUGGCACGCGAAGUAUUCUGGUGGUUCGUUCGUCGUAAUAAAUGGCAGUCAUCCUCGCCAGAUGGUUUUCAUUUCGGGGAAUCGUUAUAAGGGGUUAGCCACCGGGAUUUGCGUGGAGCCAGGCGUGACCCACGAUUAUUGCUCUACCUAUAAUUCAUUUCCAUGUAUACCACCUUGCCGAGUGCAUACCACUUGUACCACUUGCUUUUCUUUAGGAUGCUGAUCGGACUGAAGUCAUUGUCCGUGGCAAAACGGCGUACAUACACAAGAACACUAUUUCACGACGUCUAAAAUUCGACACCGUGCGUGAGGAGCUCUUUGCAUGUGUCCGUGGAUCGCGUUUUCAGCUGUCUUUCCUGGAGGUUUUGAGAUGUGAACAUACCAGCCGAUACGGUAAGCUACCAAUGCAAAUGUGUUCAUAGUAGCCAGUCGUCAUUCUUAAUGACAGUCUCUCGUUCCUAGCGGUGUCUUGCACAGCAGCGCUUGCAGCAUCGAUCUUUCUCACUUUAUGGAAGAGGAUGUUUCGAUAGCCAGACGCGCCACGGGAUACACCACAAGCUGGCAUGCCGGUAUGGAAGGUGAUUACGUCUUUUCUUGGCGGGCAUUCGUGUAUACGACACGCUGUCGUCAUUUUCCUUCUGACAGGGGCGAACUCCAGGAGUGGGUUCGAAGUUAUUGCAACCGUCCAUCAGAGUUCUCCUAUUAGGCCAUCCCUCAUGGGUUUUCUGGUUUUCCAAUGGCUCUUUGCUUAUUCGCGACACAGUAUCUGGCAGAGCGUUAUGUGACAUGCUGAGAUUCGAACCGUGACUUUGGCUACUCAGAAUAUUCGCACUACUAUUUUCACUUUGAUUUGACAUGGUAGGAGCUUUUGAAAGGGGAAUAAAUGACUACUUAAUACCCGUCUGCGUGCCCUCUUGGGAACAUUCUUCUCCUUGUGUUUCCAAGCGUCCGGUUUUUUUCUCUCAUUAGCUCCAGCCAUCAAACUUCUAUUGGCUGCUGCGUGCCCGUGUGGAAUCUUCACGAGUAUCGUUGUUUUGCUGAUCUGUUUUCGCAAACGUGGUCAAACGAAUCGCCAGGUGUUGAAAAAAAUUCGCAGCCGGGCUUCCGGUGGGGCUUCCUCCUUAGGCGACGCCGCCAUCGCGACUUCGGCGGCCAUCAGGAAAGAAGACGGCACCGCCGGCGACCGUACGCGUCUGAAACAGGUCUUUCCAACGGGCCUUCGUCUGCCGUUGCUGCGGCCACUCCACCAGCUGUCAUUGCACGAACGCAUCAACCGGCUCACGGAUCUGGGCUUUUUUCCCGCCAGACGCGUGCAGACCGGAAACCUGCUCUACGGCGGCUGUCACUCUCGCGUCUACAGCGGCUUCGUCUCCACGGUCCGCUUUGUCGAUGACGCUUCUGCCCCCGAUAAUCCGGUGGUUCUGAAAACACUGCCAGGUAAGGCUACUGCAAUAAGUCCUUCGAUUUCAGUUGGAAGACUAUGCGAUCAAGGAGUGUUCCCGAUGAAGGGAAGGGUGACUGAACUCGCUAAUUCUCGUCUUGUUAUCUUUCUUAGUCAACAACGGCUCAGGUCUGGGAACAUCUCCGUCAGCCUUUAGGGGUCCGGAGAAAGCAACCUCUCAGGCCAAGACCUUCUGCUUGUCGCGAUAAUCACAUGGGGGGGGAAUGCACAAUGACCUGAUUAAAUCGUGAGAGUAUACCAGAUCUGCCCUAAUCAGAUAGGAUUUCCAGAAUAGGGCGACCGAAUAAAGAAUGUCAGAUGUAGGCAGAAUAGUAUUACCGACAAAGACAAGGGAGACUUUGUCGGUAAUACUAUUCUGCCUAUAUAUCAUGCGCCGCUGUGCGGCUGCUGGUUGGGCUCGAGAGAGAGUCCAUAAGGCACAACGGAACGAGUGAGUUCCGUAUGAACGAUCGGUGAGCGCCCCCUAACAAUGUCAGAUGUCGACGUACAAAGGCAGCAUGUACUGAGACAGCAGAUGUUGUGUGCUUUUCUCUUUAAUUUGACAUCUGAUGUUGUGUGCCUACUUUUGACGCGGUGUGUUGUUACUGUUUCGUGACGAAGCAGGCUGUUGUUUGCAUUUGGGGUUUGGGCUAGGGUUAGGGUUUUAGGGCUUGUUUUAAGGUUACGAUUACGUUUAAAUAUUCCUUAAAUAUUUACGGGUAGGAGUUUCCCCACUAAAGGCAUGGGUAUGAUUGCCGUUAGGUUUAUAACUAAGUAGGUCUCCCCAAGGGAGCUACAUACCAUCCUCUUGCCUAAUUUUAUGUGUCUUGACUCUGAUCCCUUGUUCAGCAUGUCAGGCUUCAUUUUCUGUUAACUGUAUUGGUUUAUUUCGAUAAGGACUUUGAAUGCUUUGAAUAGGAAACAAGUAACCCACUCCUCGGGAGACCGACGUGAUGCAUGGAGUAAAUGGGUUAAUGGCCCUCCAUAAUGCUCUUCUGCGGGUCUGGCGUGUAGACGUGUCAUGUCUCUCUCCCUCAUCCGGCGUUUCGCCCUUGGCUGGUUUCCCUUACUCCUGUUUAUUGUUGUUUCAGGGCGCACCUGCUCUGCCUACACGCUGGAUCAGUUUGCCAAUGAGGCCGUCCUAUUAAACCGUGUAGGCCGCCAUCCAAAUAUUGUUCGGAUGCUGGGGAUGGUGAAACAGAGCAGUGAGUCAUCGGGCUUUCCGUUCUAUUUUUCGCUCUAAUGUGUGGUAUACUGGUGUCUCCUGGCUUUCUUAUUCCAGUCAUAACGCUUGACGAGUCCUGUAUCGCCCUAAGGGUGCGUUAGACAUGGCGAGGAGUGGUGAUCUGCGCGCGAUUUGGGCUAUUGUGAGAAAGGGUUCGUGCAGUUUAGCCGUUCACCACAUUGCUGAGAGCAUCUCCACGUGCUUGGUAUCCAGGCCAACUCGGGGAGCGAAUAUUUCCUCUCCAAACGGCAGCAUCAACAAUAAGGGCCAAAUCCUCAGGCAGGCAGGCCUCAACACCGAGGCGCCCACACGCGCACAGCAGACAAUAAACUCCCCCAGUCCUGAAACAAUCUGCAGCGGCUAAGCAGUUCCAUUCGAUGCAACUGCAGUGGAACCUAAGCGCGGUGGCGCUCGGACCCUCUCGCCUUGUCAGGUCUUCUUGAGAACAGACCUAGCCGUAAAAUAUUAGGAUAUUCGUCUACUUAGGACCACAUUAGGAAGACGUCAUUAGAACAUUUCUCUCAGCUCCUUCGGUUGGGCAGUCAGACUUCUUUGAAAUUUGACCCCCCCCCCCCUGUAGCAAAGGACAGUAGAAGGGGAUAAGCACUAGUUUAUUGGGAAAUUGUAACCAAUUAUCACGGAAGCACAAAUCUCACCAUGAUCUGCCUCAUACAGUGUGUUUGAUUCCAGGACUCGAAGGGCUGUCUUUGAUUGUCGUGGAAUACGUCGACGGUCCUAACCUGCUGGAUUACCUACGUUCCAAGCUAGCAGAUGCCGGAUCGACUGUGUCAGACAGCACCAUCUCUCUAAUCCACUACGACCUCGUUGGGCGUCUCUACCGGGCGGACCUUUUCUCAAUUGCCGUGGACGUUGCCAACGCUAUGAAUCACCUGACGUCUCUUCGAGUAUGUAGACUGGCCUUACGAUAA